AUGAUUAAAACCAUCAUACAACGUUCAAUAAACAUCGUAGCAUCAUCGUGCCGUAGUUUAGUAACUCCAUGCCAUAAUUCAAAUGUAGACUUCCUCGACAAAUAUGAUCCUCAGCAAGUAUCACUACUGCAAGAGCCACUCAUGGUUGUCGACCAACACGACCGUAUUAUUGGUCGAACCACGAAAAAAGAUGCACAUCUCUUAGCAAAUAUUGAAUCCGAACCAUCCUUAGUUCAUCGAGCAUUUUCAUUUUUUCUCUUUGACAUUUCAACAGUUCCGUCACGCCUCAUAUUACAACAACGUUCAACGGAAAAAAUAACCUAUCCAAAUUUGUGGGCGAAUACAUGUUGUAGUCAUCCAUUGUUCACUGACGAUGAAGUCAAUGGUGUCGAUGGUGUUAAGCAUGCUGUUAAACGCCGAGUUAAAAUUGAACUUGGCUAUGAACUUAAUUUGAAUUUAUUUUAUUUGACACGAAUUUUCUAUCAAGCACGCAAUAUUCCUGAUGAUGGAAUAUUUGGAGAGAGUGAGAUCGAUUAUAUUAUCGUCGGAAAAUGUAAACAAAACACGCCACUUGAUUUUAAAAUAAAUAAAAAUGAAGUUCAACAACUACGAGCAGUGACAUUAGAAGAAUGUGAAGAUCUUGUCAAACAAGGUGUAACAACGCCAUGGUUUACAAGAAUUGUACAAGAAGGUUUAUUGGCUAAGUGGUGGUCAACUGUUGAUAAGCAAGAAUUAAAUAAGGAUGCUGAAACAUCAAAUGAAAUUAUUCAACUGUGA
Rotaria socialis is the source of this 777-nucleotide messenger RNA. NCBI's taxonomy places the organism in Eukaryota, Metazoa, Rotifera, Eurotatoria, Philodinida, Philodinidae. The record is from the annotation of a GenBank genome assembly.